CAGGAGGAAAUCCACAAUUACGCACCUUGAAAAACUUCAAAGCGGUUUAAAUAUCCAUACGAUUGAUCCAUACUGCAUCGACACACAACAAAUCGACCAUAAGUGACAUGUUACCAUUUUUUGCUUGAGCGAAAGACUCUCUUGCGGGCGUUUAGAACAGCGCGCAGUCCACAGUCUCUGCUUUCUGUGAGAUUUUUUAUUAUUUUAGAAGAUUUUGGAACGUUUUCGCCAUGGCACCGCCACAAAACGGAUCUAACCUAACGGGGAACUUUACGAACCAGUUCGUGCAGCCGCCGUGGCGCGUCGCGCUCUGGUCUGUGGCGUACAGCUCCAUCCUCGCCGUCGCGGUGUUCGGAAAUCUCAUUGUGAUGUGGAUCAUUCUGGCGCACAAACGCAUGCGAACUGUCACCAAUUACUUUCUGCUCAACCUGGCGUUUUCGGACGCAUCGAUGGCUGCUUUCAAUACUUUGAUCAAUUUUGUUUAUGCCACGCAUGGCGAUUGGUACUUUGGAGAAUCCUACUGCAAAUUUCACAACUUUUUCCCAGUCACUUCUGUCUUUGCGAGCAUUUAUUCUAUGAGCGCUAUAGCGGUUGACAGGUAUAUGGCCAUUAUCCAUCCUCUGAGAUCACGUCUCUCAGCCACGGCCACUAAGGUUGUCAUUGUGUGCAUCUGGGUGCUGGCGGUGGUUUUGGCCUUUCCUCUCUGUUUCUUUUCAACCAUCAAGAAGUUACCCAAACGGACCCUUUGCUACGUUGCCUGGCCCAGACCUGCAGAAGACCCUUUCAUGUAUCAUGUCAUAGUAGCAGUGCUAGUGUACAUUCUGCCUCUGGUGGUGAUGGGUAUAACCUACACUAUUGUUGGCUUGACACUGUGGGGAGGAGAGAUUCCUGGUGACUCCUCCGACAACUACCAGGGCCAACUGAGAGCCAAAAGGAAGGUGGUGAAAAUGAUGAUCAUAGUAGUUCUGACUUUUGCCAUCUGCUGGCUCCCGUACCAUGUAUAUUUCCUCGUGACCGGCUUGAACAAGCUGCUGGUUCGCUGGAAGUUCAUUCAGCAGAUCUACUUAUCAGUCAUGUGGCUUGCGAUGAGCUCCACCAUGUACAACCCCAUUAUCUACUGCUGCCUGAACAGCAGGUUCCGGGCCGGCUUUAAACGGGUGUUCCGCUGGUGUCCGUUCGUGCAGGUGUCUGACUACGACGAGCUCGAGCUCAGAGCAAUGCGGCUUAAAGUGGCGCGGCAGAGCAGCAUGUACACGAUGUCGCGCAUGGAGACCACCGUCGUUGCCGUGUGUGACCCCUCAGAGCCAUACACCCACUCUGCCCGGAAGAGCCUUCACAACCAUCAGCACAACGGAUGCUCCAACUCUGCCCCGAAGGAGGAAUUUUGCUGAGAUGAGAUUCAUACUGAAGUAUCAAGCACAACAAUCCUAAUGAAGUGUCAUGAAUGAGAAGUAUUUUCUCACUUGCCAUUGUCAUCAUAUCAAUAAUUUCGUGUGCAGAUAUUAAACACAAUACAAUCAUGUAUUUCAGAAAUGUGUUUUCUGAAGUAUUAGUUUAUUGUGGGGAUUAAAAUAACUUGUAGAACAUUCAGCCCUUAUCAUUUCGAAGACCAACAAGGUCCUGCAUCACAGGAGCACUUUGUCCGUUCCAGAAAGCAUAGAUAGAGGAUUCCCUUUCAUGCCAAUCAGGAACCGUGUUCUCUUUCAUCAUACGCGAGUAAGGUUAGCAUGUUACGUAAACGCCAAAGGUUUCAUUUCUCCCAAAGGCCGAACGUUCUGUUCUUGUUAAAUUAUCUCAUGAUGUUUUAAACCGGCUGACCUCACGCCAUGAGCAGGAAAAUCAGUAGGUGGUGCAGCUUGUAUCUUCGGCACACCAGCUACAGUAUGUGUAUCAUCAAUCAUGGGGUGAAAUUUGUAAUGCUUUAAUUGUCUCCCAUUGAAUCUAAAAACACUUUUAAUUGAUCAGAAUCAGAUUUGUAAACAUUUCUAAAUGAGACGAACAUUUCCUUCUAAUGGUAGAAGAGCUGUGUUUGUAGCAUACUACCAUACUGUUUGUACAAACUUAUGGUAUAUCUGCAGUACACUGUAUACAGUAUGUACUCUGCUUAUUAUCCAACGUUUAUAUUUUUCUAAAGAUUAUUUAGCGAACACAUCCUAGUUUUUAAAACAUUUUACACAUACUUUGAAGAUGUUAAAAAACAGCUUGAUUUUUUAGUCAUGACAAUUUCCUUGGUUCCAUUUGUGUUGUUCCCUUGUUUUGAUUAGUCCAUUAAUUCUACGUUAGCAAGUUAGCAAUCCUGAUCUAUUCUGUAUAGGCACAUGCAUUACACACCAUGGCAACAAGCUGUUUUUACCAUUAUUGCCAAGGUAAAAAGGAAAAGUUUAUUUAAUGCAUAUUUACCUUUUACCUCUUCAGAAUUAUCUGUAGUAUUGUAUUUACAUAGCAUGUUACAAAUUCCCUUUCAAAUAUGACGAUGCAUGAACGCUGGAAGGUGAGAGAUGAAAGCUCUGGCUAAAAUCAAGGAAAGGCAUUUUCAAACCUGGAUAAAAGAUUAUUUCCUUUGACAACCUUAUAAUGAUGCAAGUGUGCCAUUUAUAUUUCUGUUUUAUCUUGGCCUUAGAAUAUUUUCAAAUGGUUUUAUAAUCACAGGGGGAAAAAAACUUGUCUUCUAAGAGACUGAUCUGGCAAGGAAAACAGUGACAGGAGUUCUAUAUGCACAUGCGUACCAUUGCAAGCGCAGGACAUGCGUAACCAUUAUCAAAAUACUACAUUUAAAGGGACACUGCACCCAAAAAUGAAAAUUCUGUCAUCAUUUACUCACCCUCUAGUUGUUAAAAACCUGUAUAAAUUGAUUUGUUCUGUUGAACAUAAAGAUAUUUGAACAAAUGUUAGCAACUGACAUUUCUGUGACAUCAUUGACUACGAGAAGGAAAAAUUAAACUGGUAGUCAAAGGUGCCCCAGAACGGUUUGCUUUCCUAAAUUCUUUAAAAUAUCUCAUUUUGUGUUCAACAGAACAAAAAAAAAUUAUACAAUACAUUUUCCUAUACUGUCAGUAGCUAACAUUUUUCCAAAUAUCUUUCUUUGUGUUUCAGAACAAAGAAAUUUAUACAGGUUUGGAACAACUUGAGGGUGAGUAAAUGAUGACAGAAUUUUCCUGUUUGGGAGGAGUAUCCCUUUAAGGAAAAUCUUGUAUUUACGCUAAUAUACUCUAUAACCCUUUAGAGAUACAUAGACAAAUCUGCAUUAUUUCUUAGUACCUUAAAUACUUUAUGGAGCUUGUCACAAAUUCAGCAAAUCAAGGUCAAUUUUACAGCUCCUUCAAAACUGGCAACCAACUCGCACACAGAUUUCCCACAAUAAUAUGUCUCUAUAGGACUCAUUUGAGUGCCUAAAAUGAAAGACAGCCUCAGAAAUGGGAUGUUUACAUUCGUACAACAACAAGCACAUACUUUCAUAUAUACACUGACACACACGUAGACAAAAAUACACCAUAGUUUUGUUCUUUAUUACAUUAUAUUAUACAUUAUACAUACCUUCUUUAUUUAUUAUGUUUUCUUAAAUUGUUUUUUUUUUACUUAAUUUUGCCUGCUUUCACAUCCAAUCGUGCAGUAACCCAACAUUAAUAAACAGAAGACAAGCUUGAUAGAUUUCCCAUUAGCCUCAGGCUUUGACUUGCUGGGACUGAGAAGUGCUAGACACAACCUUGAACUCAAAGUUGUGCUGUGGGAAACAUGUCUGGAGGCUUUCGGUAUGCUCCCCCUCACUACACUAUGUAUUGAAAGUUUAAUGGAUAUUUUCCAGAUGAGGAAAGGCAGCUGAGGUCCCACCAAAAAACAGCUUUGAUGGAGGGGUGACACUUGUCGGUCUUUAUGUGCAUGCAAAGACAUUCACACACACACACACAAAUGCACAAAUACCGCAUAUAUUUUAUACAUAAAAAAUGCAUGAAAAAAAAUGAUGUUUCUUUUUUACACUUACACUUCAGUCCUAAAAACUGGGGUUGGUGAUAUGCCAAAUUUUUAAAACAUUUUUAAAUAAAUAAUUUAAAGUAUUUAGAUAACAAAUACCUAACUAGAGAGAGAUUCAUCACAUUUAUAAUAUUUUUUGGGCAAAUGAUCAAGUGUACGAAUAUAGUUUAAUGAUUAUCAUACAGAGGGAGAAACAUGAUCAAAAACAUAUCAACUUUGUCUUUUGUUCAAAGCUUGAUGUCAUUUUGUGGCCUGAUAUUUUGUCAUGUAUCAGCUCUGUCAAAGCCUUGCAUCUCUUUUUUGCAUUUUUGUAAGUUAAUGUGUAACCAAUAUGUAGUUUAGCCCGUAUUUGUUGUUUUUUAAGUAAAGGACAUACAGUGAAUGUGCGAGACAAUUUGAAAGUAUUAACCAUGAAUGUAGGUUUCAACAUUGGCACAUUUCAAUAGUGUUGUAAAAAUGUGUUUAAUUUAAUGGACAACAACAGAAAACAAUACAAUUAGAUGCUGUAUGAUACAUUAACUUACAGUGUAUGAAUAAUCUCACAAUACAGCCAUUAUCAAAUGUCAUCUAUCUUAUUAAACAAAGUAGAGUAGAGUCUUUCUUGAAUUAUUAUGUAGCUCAGGGGUUCCCAAAUUUUUCAGCCCGCGACCCCCAAAAUAACAGUGCCAGUGACUCGAGACCCCCACUAUCCUCGGAGGUGGUUAAAGUAUACAAAUGUUGCGCGCAAAUGCGCCCAUGCACCUAUUCUACCCAAACGUGCAUAAUGACAACACAAAAGAGCACAGUCUAACAUAAUAUUAUUUUAUAGUUAUUUACUCUUUAACUUUAACUUUUACUUGUUGUUAUACAUAAACUAUGAACUAUUACUACAGAUGGUUUAAUUUCAUCAAACUGAUUUGAGUGCUGAUGGAUGUGCCUCUUUUCGUACCUGAGGACAAUGGCCCCUCUGACUGCGGCGCUGCUCCGCCCUCCUCCGCUGACCUCCCUGCGUUUUCUUUGGUCGAUAUUAAUCAAUCAGCAAAAUUAAUUUCAUUUCGACAAAUAAAAAUAUCCUAAUCUGCGUGCACAUGGGACUGUUUAACGUGGUGCUGUAAAUGGACUUGCUGCACCUAACCUAAAGCAGUUGCUGAUGUCGUUAAUGUGACGUAAUCACCUCAGGGGUCAUGAUCGAGGCUGAUGGCUUUUUAUUUGCCUGGUUUAUUUUUGACUUAACUAAUAUUUUUAUAUUUUGCUACACUUAUUGAUUACAUACGCUAUUUCUAAUAAAAAAAUGAUUUCUAGAAGUCAUGUUGCGACCCCGCCCUCGCGGCUUUGCGACCCCCACUUUGGGAACCCCUGAUGUAACUCAUGUAGAUUUUUUCUGUAAGUUUAAAUACCAUCUUGUGCCCUUAUAAUGUAAUGCAAACAGCAAUUCUAGAUUCUGAAUCUCAUUUGUUGUGCUGAGUAUAAUUAGGCUCUCUUACCCUAUUUAAUAGGCCAUGCAGGUCUUUUGUUAAAACCUGUGUGUACAAAAAGGUGUAUUUUGUGUAAACUCGCAUAAUCUUGAUGUACCUCAGUGAUCUGCUCAAGGUCUUAUAAGACAGAGCUGUUCACUGCUUUAUACUUGUGGAAAUGUUUGUGCAGGUAGAGACGUAUUGCACGUAUUAUCCAUGUACAGUUUAUUGUUAUAUUCAUAAAGAUGAGCUUUGUUUGGAGAAUUAAGAUUUCAUUUGAAAAUGAUUGUAUCAGUUGGGUAAAUAUAUGCUCAUAUUUUGGUAGGCUGUGCUGCAUUAUCGAUAGCUUGUGACAGAUGAGCUUAACUGAAUGUUAAAUAUGCCUGAAGUCUUCGCUACUUGUUUACAAUGAACCCCAACAUACUAUUUUACAUUUGUUCUUUCAAAUGACUGAAACGGUUUACAAACAUUGAUAUAAAAGCAAAGAAAAAAAACUGUGGGUUAAAGCUCACUUGUUACAAAAUGCUUGCUGUUAUAAUAAUGGUGUUGUCUUGCAUGUGAAUUAGAUUGUUUAUUAAUUUGUGAAUUUGUGUUGUUUACAUACAAAAAAGGCUCUGUACUGCCAAUGACUUUUGAUAUUUUUAAUUUCAAGUACAUGUAUUGUAAUUGCCAAACUGUGUUCAAGAAAAUAAAAGUGUUC
Messenger RNA from Triplophysa rosa, 6102 nucleotides. RefSeq names its product tachykinin receptor 3a (gene tacr3a). Gene Ontology annotation, molecular function: tachykinin receptor activity. The record is from RefSeq and is a predicted model, not a curated record. Gene Ontology annotation, cellular component: plasma membrane; sperm midpiece. Gene Ontology annotation, biological process: G protein-coupled receptor signaling pathway; positive regulation of flagellated sperm motility. The coding region runs from base 231 to 1391 and encodes 386 amino acids. NCBI's taxonomy places the organism in Eukaryota, Metazoa, Chordata, Actinopteri, Cypriniformes, Nemacheilidae. The transcript has 5 exons.